Molecule: messenger RNA, 3792 nt
Organism: Camelus dromedarius (Arabian camel)
Lineage: Eukaryota; Metazoa; Chordata; Mammalia; Artiodactyla; Camelidae
Gene: CCDC34
Product: coiled-coil domain containing 34
Source: RefSeq, a predicted model, not a curated record
AUGGCAACGCGGGGUCCGCGCCCGCCCGGAUUGGCCGGGCCGGCCGCGCGGGGCCUGCUGGGAGAGCACGUCCCCCGCCGCCGCUCCGCCGGUUUGAACUUGGCGGGCCCGAUGUGGGCGGCGGGGCGGUGGGGGGCUCCUCUGCCCCUUCCCGACACCCGGUUCCUGGGCCAGUGCAGGUCCAGGUUUCGGCCCUCCUCGGGCUCCUUCUCCGUCCUCAUGACGGGCGCCCCGGGGCAGGCGUUGGAGGCGGUGGAGGUGUGCUCGCUGUCGCCGCCGCUGAGCUGCAGCAAUUCCACCCUGUCGCUGUUGUCUCCCCUCGGCCACCGGAGCUUCCCGUUUGACGACGACGAUGGUGACGGGGACGAAGAGGAAGAUGUGGACGAAGAUGCUCAGGACUCAGAGGCUAAGGUGGAGAGCCUGAGAGGAAUGGAGUUACAGGGGUGCGCCAGUGCAUUUGAAUCCGAAGAUAACCAAGAAGAACAGAAACAGGUGCUCUUACCAGAAAGCAGCCUGACGCCAUGGGAAGUAUGGUUUGUUGGCAAAGAAAAAGUAGAACGUGACCGUCUGCAACAGAAGGCCCUGGAGGAAUUAAAUCAACAGCUAGAAAAAAAGAAAGAAGUGGAAGAACGUGAAAAGAGAAAAAUAAUUGCUGAAGAAAAGCACAAGGAAUGGGUUCAGAGGAAGAAUGAACAGAAAAGAAAAGAAAGGGAACAAAAAAUUAGUAAAGAAAUGGAGGAAAAAGCAGCAAAGGAACUGGAAAAAGAGCAUUUGCAAGAAAAAGCAAGGGAAAAAUAUCAAGAAUGGUUAAAGAAGAAAAAAGCUGAAGAAUGCGAGAAGAAGAAGAAAGAAAAGGAAAAAGAAAAACAACGGCAGGCUGAAUUACAGGAGAAAAAGGAAAUAGCAGAAAGAAAGUUUAAGGAAUGGUUGGAAAAUGCGAAAAAUAAACCUCGUCCAGCUGCAAAGAGCUAUGGUUAUGCCAAUGGAAAACUUACAGGUUUUUACAGUGGAAAUUCUUAUCCAGAACCAGCCUUUUAUAACCCAAUUCCAUGGAAACCAAUUCCUAUGCCUCCUCCCAAAGAAGCAAAGGCUCUGUCCGGGAAGAAGACUAAAAGGCCCGUGAUAAGCCAGCCACAGAGGUCUUCCUCACUGGUAACACAUAAAGACAGAAGCACCCUUUGCCUUGGAACUCUGUGCAGAAUACAGAGAUAGUAGGCGUGGGCAAUUCCAUGCUGUUACCUGGAGCUAUUUAAUUUUAAAAUCAGAAAUUAGUUUUUACUGCUUAGUCAGUAGCUCAACAUUUAAUUUGACUAUCGACAGGUUCAAAUUUUUGCACUUGUAUAGGGUUAACUGAGGAAGAUAUUUUAUACAUUUUUAUAAAUGCUUUAAGGUUGAUCUUGGCAUAUUGUUUUACAGGAUAAGUGACUGAAUCUCUAACAACUGUGUUUGCAUUUAGCGUGUAUUAAAACUACCCCUCUACUAUUAAUAAAACUAACAAUUUGUCAUGUGUUUUUUCAUACUAUAUGUUGUUUAUGUUUACGAACAUAGUAAGAUUAAAUCAUUCAAACAAGCAUUUCUGAACUACAUGCUGAGGAUAAUUCUUAGAAGAAUCUAAACGGAUUAGAAUCCCAGAAUAAUCAAAAACAGUCUCUGUUGAUGACUUUUGGUAUAUUUUUCCCUGUGUAAAUAUUUUGAAUCACUAACUGGAGGCAUGUUUGGUAACAGGGAAAUGAGGGUUGGGUUUUUGAGAGGAAAAUUUAAAAACAUUUUGGGCUCACAGUCUUAGAUUGAUAUGUAAUAAUCUUGAGAUACUAAUAAUAUUUUGCUGUACUUUGCACAAAUACUUACACAUUAUAAUUAGAUUGCUAAUUUUGAAAUUAGAAAUAUCAGUGCAUUCUUUUUAAUGUUUAAUUUUCAGUGACUUUUGAACUGAAGUUGAAAUCAAAAAGCUUAUUAAUAAAUAUAUGUUAAGAUAGUAGAUCAAAGGAUUACUAAAAUAGCACUCAGCACUUGUUAUUAAAUUUUAAAAGUCUGUAUCUUUUUUUAGGGGGCCAUCAAGAAAUGAAAAUUUGUUGUGGCAAUAUAAAGUCCUAUGAGUUCAUUUAAAAAUGAUUCCUAUUUAGAAUAUAUUCCAUGUUUCUGCGAGGUUAGUCUUCUGCCAAGCUUCUGGUGCUUAACCUAUGGUGGUGUUGAUCAACACUAGGAAACAGCAGCAGGAUCUCUGAAGGCUAUUCAUUUCACCAGAAGUCUCAGAAAAUUCACUUCUAAGCAGAGAAGAGUUUGGAAGCAGUCGGUUGGGUUUACUGGGUCAAAAUAUUGGUGAGAUUUAGAGGCCUACCAUCUUUCUCAGAACCUCUUAGAUACGGUGAAGCUGUCAGGUGAUCAUUCUACUUGAGCAAAUUCACUUAUACAGAGAGAAUGUAGAAUUUGCCAGGGUAGCAAUAAACUUGGGUAGAAAAAACUGUGUAUAUGGGCCUGUGUUCCUAGGGAUUUUAGAUAAACUUUUUAUAUCUAAAACAUCUUCAGUUUCACACAAUGGAUUAAGUCAUUUAGGCAGCUUUCAGCUGUAACCAUAAUGCUAAUUAGACAUUUCAUUCAAUCAGUAAUUAAUUAGUUUGACCAAUGUUAGUUAAACUUUUACUUUGUGACAGAUGUUAUGCAUAUUGAUUUAGGAAUUUGAAUGGUAUGUUUCUUUAAUUCAGAAACCAUUUACAGCCUUGCCAGGAAAACAUGUAAUAGAAUAAAAGCUAUUAUAAUACGCUAUACUUAACAUCAAGCUCAGAGUUCAUCUGGAAAGAUAAGAGAUAGUUCACCCUGAGAAGGGAUUAAGAAAGGCUACAAAGAGGAGGUGACAUUUGAGUUGGUGAGAGAUAAGCAGGGAUUUUCUAGUCGGUUACGAGGCUGCCCACACUCACGUGCACGUAGUGAGGAGUAGCUGAGAGAGAAGCAAGGGUCAGAGUGAAAAGGCUCUGUGUGCCGCAGAGUUUGGACUGCAUCCUGCUCGCUUGUGGUGCCCGUUUCUCUUCCUCAGUGAUGUUAUUUUUAAAAGAUUUUGACUACCAAACUUUAUUAUUUAAAUUCCAUUUUUGUUAAUCAAAGACUUCUUCAAACCAGUCAAUACACAUAUUACUGGGAGGUUAGUGUUUUUAACCUGAAUAAGUUUCUCUGAAAGUCAAGAUACUGGGUAUUAUAGGCAUUACAAACUAUAUUAACGACAUGUGAAAUUUCUAUUGAAGUGUAAAAAAUAUCUCUUUGACUUCUACUGCUCUAUUGGAACUGCUCUAAAAUAUCUAGAUUACCUGUAAUGUCAAAUCCAUCAUCUGCUAGAAAGAACACAGGUGUUACAGACCUGAGUGUUACAGACCUGAGUGUAUGUAUCCUGGCUUUAUGUCUACUGAUCUGGAAGGUGCCUCUGGUUUUUCAAUGUUCAAUACCUUAUCUAUAUUAGAAACUUAUCAUGAGUUAAAUAAUAAGUGGAAGUACCUAAAAAUGCAAGUUUGUUUCUUUUUUUGUAUAAUGAUAGUUCUGAUAAGAUGUACCAAUGUUUUUUCUUCAGUGAUAAUUGAUUUACAUAACUGACCUUGGAUAGCAUACUAACUUUUUUAAAAAUUCGCAUUCUUCUUUAUUAAAGUAUAGUCAGUUUACAGUAACAAAUCUUGACUGAUAGAUCACAAAUAAGUUAACUUGUCAGUGCUUGGGGUGGGUUUCAUUUACCCCUGUGAUAAAACAGCGUGAAUACUGUUGUUUUCUCUUUUUUUCAAAUUGAAUCAAUAAAUAUUUAUUGAAUACCUA